ACACCAUAUCUCUUUUUCUUCUUACAAAAACAAAAAAGGAAAUCAAAGAAUCUUUGGGUCCAACCUGGCCAGAACCCAGACAGUGAAAAAUCCGAUUCUUAAAAGCCAAGGUAUUCCUCAUAAAUUAGUCACUUCUUUCUUAUCCCUUUUUUUUUUUUUUCUUAAUUGAUGAUUGUACCGUUAUAAAUACAAAAAAUUCCAACGUAUAUAUAAACAUAGAAAGGAAUGAAGCUCUACUAUAUUACACGAGGAAGAACUGAAAAGCCUUUUGUUUUGUGUCUAGAAGAGAGAGAAAAGUAAAAAUCAAAGAGAGAAACGGGCACUUUUAGUAGAGGCCCGGCUACGGACGCUUUCUGCCCUCAUUCAAUGCUUUACCAAACUCAUCACCUUCCUUUUUUCUUCAAAUUCCGUUCCUUUACUGCCAUUCCUCUCUCUUCCUCAAGCACCCCUGCCAUCUUGCCUUCUUCUCUUCAGGAAAUGGAAUGCGUUGAGGCAGCCUUGAAGACCAGUUUUAGGAAGGAGAUAGCUUUGAAAUCGAGUCCCCAAGCGUUUUUGGAGGAUAUUGGGGUCGCUAAUGGACAGAAUGGGGUUUCUUGUGAUGAUUUUUCCGUUGACGACUUGUUUGACUUCACUAACGAGGAUGGUUUUCUUGAACAACAACGUGAAGUUGAAGAAGAAGAAGAAACAAGAGUUUCUUCUUCGCCUAAGAGACAAAAGCUAAGCCAAGAGGACCAUUUUUCUAACGACACUACCAAUUUUAAUUACGGUUCCUUAUCCACCAACGAAUUCCCUGUUCCGGCGGAUGACGUGGAGAACCUUAUAUGGUUGUCUCAUUUCGUUGAGGAUUCCUUCUCGGAAUACUCUACGGCGUAUCCCAGCGGAACGCUAACUGAAAAGCCCAGGUUACCAGCCGACGAAUUGCUUCCUGAACCGGACAAACCAGUUACUACAUGUUUUAAAACUCCUGUUCCAGCCAAAGCCAGAAGCAAGCGCACUCGAACUGGUGGCCGAGUUUGGUCCCUUGUCGCUUCCCCUUCUCUUACAGAAUCCUCUUCAAGUUCCACGUCAUCAUCUUCCUCCUCUAGCCCUUCAAGCCCUUGGCUCCUUUGUCCCAACAUCGUUUCAGGUUCAGCCUUUGAACUUUCUGAACCGCUAUCUGUUGAGAAGCCACCGGUAAAGAAGCAUAAGAAAAGACUGGCAACUGACUCAGCCGGUGGGAGUGGGACCCAACCGACGCGUAGAUGCAGUCAUUGUGGAGUUACUAAGACGCCACAAUGGAGAGCCGGUCCAAUGGGGGCUAAGACUUUGUGUAACGCUUGCGGAGUCAGGUUUAAGUCGGGCAGGCUUUUGCCCGAGUAUAGACCGGCUUGUAGCCCGACAUUUUCAAGUGAGUUACACUCGAACCAUCACCGGAAAGUGCAAGAGAUGCGACGAAAGAAAGAAACUUUGGGUCAAGCCGAGCCCGGUUUAGCUCCUCCGGUUGUUCCCAGUUUUGGAUAACAAUAGGCCAAAAAAAAAAGAAAAACAGUAGUACUAGAUUUUAAAGCAGUAGGCAAAAAUAUUCGAAGGAUAAUAGAUUGACAGAAAGAGAUGAAUCAGGUUGAUUGUGUCCGGUUCAAACAGCCCUAGUUAGUUUCGGUUCGAUUUGUACAUUAGUUUCAAAGAUUCAGGGUGGGCGCUAUAGGUUUCUAGGGAUGAAACUGAUUUAGGGAGUACUUUCAGUUGUAUUUUUUUUUUCACUUUACCCCUCAAUUGUUUUGAAUUUAAUUUUUUUACUGUUA
Molecule: messenger RNA, 1781 nt
Organism: Durio zibethinus
Lineage: Eukaryota; Viridiplantae; Streptophyta; Magnoliopsida; Malvales; Malvaceae
Product: GATA transcription factor 5-like
Biological process (GO): regulation of DNA-templated transcription; cell differentiation
Cellular component (GO): nucleus
Molecular function (GO): sequence-specific DNA binding; zinc ion binding
Source: RefSeq, a predicted model, not a curated record